Camellia sinensis is the source of this 606-nucleotide messenger RNA. NCBI's taxonomy places the organism in Eukaryota, Viridiplantae, Streptophyta, Magnoliopsida, Ericales, Theaceae. The record is from RefSeq and is a predicted model, not a curated record.
AUGAAGCUCUUAUCUUGGAAUGUCAGAGGGAUUGGGAAGCCUGAGAAGAGGGGAAGAAUUAAAAGACUACUAAAGGAGAGGCAUAUUGAUAUUGUUUUCUUACAAGAGACAAAAAAGAUUGUGGUAUCUGACAAUCUAGCUAGAGGGCUUUGGGGCCAAAGGAAAAUGGAGUUCUUGUCUGUGGAUCCAGAAGGUACUAUAGGUGGGCUUUUAUGUAUUUGGGAUCCAGAUAUCUUCCAAUUAUCUAGUAGCUGCUGCAACAGGAGGUUCAUUCUACUUUCAGGUACCUUAUAUAAUUCCUUUCAUUGUGUUCUACUUAAUGUUUAUGCUCCAAAUGAUGCCAGUAGUAGAUCCUAUUUGUGGAACACAUUACUUAAUAUUAAGACCUACUUCUCCAACCCUUGGUGCAUGGGAGGUGAUUUCAAUGAAAUAAGACAGAUUGGUGAGAGAGUAGGCUGCUCCAGAAGAGACACAGGCAUGAAACAGCUCAAUGAGUUCAUAGACUCCGCUGAAUUAAAUGAUCUUCCCCUUCUUGGUAGGAAAUAUACAUGGUGCAAUUCCCAGAAUUGGAGCAGAAUUGAUAGGGUGUUGUUAAGCGCUGAAUGA